This is a messenger RNA of Cantharellus anzutake, 612 nucleotides long. RefSeq lists its product as uncharacterized. The record is from RefSeq and is a predicted model, not a curated record. The transcript has 11 exons. The coding region runs from base 129 to 491 and encodes 120 amino acids. Lineage: Eukaryota; Fungi; Basidiomycota; Agaricomycetes; Cantharellales; Hydnaceae.
AUAGAGGCUGGGUCCUGUCUACGACGCCCCCCUACUUUAAUACCAGACUCUUCUUGUUUCUUUCCAUCUCGAAACUUCACUGUUGCGGCUCUUUAGCAUAGCAAAACCAAUCCUGCCAGCGACCCGCUAUGAAUCCCGAGGCUGUCAAGAACAAGAUCAACCUUGAGAAUGGGAAUCUCGUUAUUGUCGCUAGUCUUACCGUCUUGAUCUGGGACUGGUUGAUCUGUCUGGACCGUGAACGGCGACAUUUCUGGGGAUCGAAGCCGAACGCGGGGACCGUCCUAUACUUUCUUAAUAGAGGGGUUUCCAUGCUGGGCGCCAUCUUACAUCUCCAAACAUCAAUGUACAAUUUUGCUCCUCAUACGCAACUUAAACUAUGUGGACCUCUGUUCCACACCGUUACCUCUCUGGCCGCUCUCAAUAUUGCAAUCGUACAGGUUAUCUUAACGAUGCGUACAUAUGCAUUGUACAGUUGCAACAAGUCAUCAUAAACUCUCAGCCAGCUCCUUAUACUGGGUGUCUCAUUCGCCUGCCCACAUGGUCAUGGGAGCGACUCGUUCCGGUUAUGGUCUUUGAAGCCUUGUCUAUAAUACUGUUCACGAUCAAGUUCUA